GACUGAAGAUCUGAAGGUCCUGUGUUCGAUUCACAGUCAAGGCAUUAUCUUUUUACUACAUCAUCGAUAUGGAGAUGGAGGGCUUUUUACUCUCACACGUUUUUUAGUUUGUCCCGUCGCUGCAUACCGGUACCGAUACAACCAACUCUCUCAAAACAAAACWGAAGACAUCAAAGCAAGGCAAAGCAAACCAAUCUGGUACUACAAGACAACACAUACCACACAUACCACACAAACCCCGGUGAGCCAUGGCUUUUGACCUUCGCAAGCGGUGUUCCCUUGCGUUCCUCGCGCUGUGGGCGGCCACAGCGGUGGCAUCGGCAAUGGUGGCAACAACGACGACAACGACGACGCCGACGACGUCCACCACCACGUCCCUCGCAGCGGUCCCCCCCGGAUCCCCUUGCUCCGCGGAGGUGGUGGGGGCGACCGGCCGGAUGGGAACCUUUUGGCUGGAGCGGCACUUCUCGCUUUCCCCCUCCCUCCCCGGCCCCGCGGUGGCCUGCCCCAAGGGGUCCGUUCCCGGGACGCGGACGCCCCCCGGGGCCCCCAUCUACGUCGCCACCCCCAGCGGCGCCUACGGGGAGAUCUACGAGGCCACGCCYUUUUCCCGGAGGAGGGAYCUGGUCUUUGCCGGGAACCCGGGCCUCCCGAUCGACGACCGGUUCGGGGAGGCCACGGUCCUGGUGCCGCACUUUUCCGUCCUGUACGAGAACCAGUGGGCCAACAGCGAAAGCGAAAGCGACGGCGAAAGCGAAAGCGACUACUCGGCCCGGUCCGCCAUCCGGGUCGACACCGACCCCGAGCGCUCCCCGCCCACCUACGUGUACGGGCGCCACGCCGAAACCGUCGCGGGGGUGCUMRAGGCCAGCGGGAUCCUUCCGGAACCCUGCGGCUCCUUUGGGAGCCUAAAGGCCCACUCGGGCCGAAAGCUCCUCUGGGCCUCCUGCCUGUGGCUCCUCUGCCACGAGGCCCGCGGAAACGGAAACGGGAACGCCCGGCCGCUCACGGUGGGGGAGGUCCACGCCACCAAGAAGGACGACCUGGAGAAGCUGGUGGACGAGCUCCUCCCGUCCCUGGGGGAGCUCCUGUUGUCCGGCACCAACGACGACGCCGCCGAUUGCGCCGGGGUCGCAGGGAUCCUCGACCGGGGGGCCACCCUCGCGUACCUGAGAAACUAUUCGGAGAGCAUCCCCGGGGCCGUCCCGAGCGUCGACCUCGCCCGAGAAGAGUUCGCCGACCGGAACGGGGUCUGGCUGCGAAGAAGGGGUGGUGGUKGGGGCCGGAACGAGCAGCCCUAUCACCGGGAGCUCCUGGAGAAGCAGGGCCUCGGGGCCGGCGGGUUCGCUCCGGGUGCCUAGGCGCACGAGCUGGCAGCGCAACCAAGGGGGCGGGGAGGUUGUGGCAUGGACGAAACACAUGAAACAUUCCGGGCGUUGCAUCGACCUUUCCUUCGUAGCUGUACGAUGCUCGAGCAGCACGGAGGAGAAACAACAACAACACUUGGAGUUGUUCGUUGCAAAUAAGUGAUUGUGUGCUAC
Molecule: messenger RNA, 1541 nt
Organism: Pseudo-nitzschia multistriata
Lineage: Eukaryota; Bacillariophyta; Bacillariophyceae; Bacillariales; Bacillariaceae
Source: the annotation of a GenBank genome assembly